CCGAGUCGUGGAUAUCGCGGUAUUUAUUUUUCAAAGGUUGCGAAAAUCGCGCCGCUUCAAGUGAUACUUGGGCGAUGCCUUUCUGAUCCACUAUGAACACUACUGCAGUCGCUCACAGCCCUCUCGGGGCUCUGCAUGAGCAAAUGCAAUGUUUUGCACUUCCCUUUGGCGUUAUCGGCUUCGUCAUGCACCUUCUAGCCAAUUGGAUGCUCUUCUACCUCAUCUGUGAUGAAUCGAUUUGGAGAGGUGACACGAUUAAAUAUCCUUUGAUGAACUUCUCGAUGGGUUCCAUGGGGCUCCUCGGCGGCCUCGGUAUUUCCAUCUACAACGCCAUUCGAUGUCGCGACUCGUGGCCUCUCAUUCUGAUCAGCGUCUGGAAAGCAGGGUUUGUGAUCGCAACUAAUGGAGCCAGUAUGCUCGCGAAUUGGGCAUUGAGUAAAGGCGAGGACAAUGCAAAUGCCGUGUUUGCGCUCUUAAUGUACCCAACUACCAUCAUCAUAGGCCUCGUGGGUCUUGGAGCUAUCGCCAGAGAAGGAUGGGAAGACUAUAGAAUGAAGAUCGUCUGCGCACUCUCGAUCGUAACAUUUACUACUCUUACAAUCGGCAUGCGUUUCUUCAUCGGUCGAGAGAACCCUGGAAAACUUUCCGAGGAGUUUGGGGAAUGGACGGUCGGUUUGCUGAUGGGGAUUACUAUGAUGAGUGGAAUGGCCUGUGAUUGGAUCCUUGCGGUCGCUGCUAAUAAUCUUGAUGGUGUGCCUAGUGGUCGGGAUAUGGAGGUCAUUGCAAGUUUCGUCUUCUACUUUGUUGCUGCGUUGAUACCGGUUGGGAACGGAUGAAGUGGGUAUCAGCUAGAGGCUUCAAAAU
This is a messenger RNA of Lindgomyces ingoldianus, 864 nucleotides long. RefSeq lists its product as uncharacterized. Bases 93 to 836 code for a protein of 247 amino acids. Lineage: Eukaryota; Fungi; Ascomycota; Dothideomycetes; Pleosporales; Lindgomycetaceae. The transcript is spliced from 3 exons. The record is from RefSeq and is a predicted model, not a curated record.